Lampris incognitus (smalleye Pacific opah) is the source of this 2050-nucleotide messenger RNA. RefSeq names its product paired box 9 (gene pax9). The record is from RefSeq and is a predicted model, not a curated record. The coding region runs from base 132 to 1163 and encodes 343 amino acids. Gene Ontology annotation, molecular function: RNA polymerase II cis-regulatory region sequence-specific DNA binding; DNA-binding transcription factor activity, RNA polymerase II-specific. The transcript is spliced from 4 exons. Gene Ontology annotation, biological process: anatomical structure development; regulation of transcription by RNA polymerase II. Lineage: Eukaryota; Metazoa; Chordata; Actinopteri; Lampriformes; Lampridae.
UCUCGCUCAUUAUCGUGUACCAGAGGGUCUCCCUGACAGAAAUUUGGACCCUGGCGGCACCGGACCUGGAUCCACACUCGCACAGGAGGCGCAGUUCGGACCCCGCGGUCAUCAUUUGCGGAUUUAACACAAUGGAACCAGCCUUCGGAGAGGUGAACCAGCUAGGCGGUGUUUUCGUCAACGGCAGACCGCUGCCCAAUGCCAUCCGGCUCCGGAUCGUGGAGCUGGCCCAGCUGGGCAUCAGGCCGUGUGACAUCAGCAGACAGCUGCGCGUCUCCCACGGCUGUGUCAGCAAGAUCCUGGCCCGCUACAACGAGACCGGCUCCAUCCUCCCGGGGGCGAUAGGAGGGAGCAAACCGCGGGUCACCACACCCACCGUGGUCAAACACAUACGGACAUACAAGCAGAGGGACCCGGGGAUUUUUGCCUGGGAGAUCCGGGACAGGCUACUCGCCGACGGGGUUUGUGACAAGUUCAACCUACCCUCCGUCAGCUCCAUCAGUCGGAUCCUCCGCAACAAGAUCGGAAAUCUGUCCCAGCAGCACCAGUACGAGUCCAGCAAGCAGGCGCCUCACCCGCCGCCGCAGCCCACGUUGCCUUACAACCACUUAUACUCAUAUCCAAGCCCCAUUGGUGCCACAGGCACCAAGGUGCCCACUCCCCCUGGCAUGCCCACCCUGCCCGGACACAUGGCUAUGCACAGGAUAUGGCCUUCCUCGCACUCAGUCACAGAUAUACUGGGGAUACGGUCUAUAACAGAGCAACAAAUUAGUGACAGUCCAUCCUUUUCCAGCGCCAAACUGGAAGAAUGGGGCGCUAUAAACAGGACUAAUUUCCCACCAGCAGCCUCGGCACUAGUCAGUGGCGUGGAUAAGCCGCGUUUAGAACCCCACGCGAAAUACACACAGACGCCGAAUGGAUUGCCCACAGUGAACAGCUAUGUCACAGCGCCCAGCAUCCCUCCUUACCACCAUCCCACCCAAGUGUCGCCCUACAUGGGGUACAGCGCCACCACGUCGGCCUAUGUGACAGGACCCACAUGGCAGCCAGCCAGUGGCAGUGCUCUAUCUCCCCACAGCUGUGACAUCGCCACCCCACUGGCCUUCAAGAGUAUGACUGCCAACCGCGACGCCAUUCACCCAGUCACCGCCUCAGCACUGUAAAUUCAACCACACCAACAUUGAACAGACAGAGGGAAGGGAGGUGGUGGUGGUACGGUAAAGGGGCUUGGUUUGUGGGACAGGGAAGGGGGAUCGGACAGGAGACGCCAGUUCAUCACCCCCCACCCCACCCUGGUCUGGCCUGGCCUGCAACACCUCAUCGCCAACAUCUCCACUAUACUCCUAUGAAGGAAGGACCAGGCCAAAGGACCCAUGUUUGCCCCCCCCCCACGGCAGUCACUCUGCAUGUGACAACUUGAUGGCCACCUUGACACUGACACACAGGAGGAAACAGUUUUUCAAUGUCAAAUCAUAAACUCAUUCUGUUGUCUGAAAGGACUUGCUGGACAGGUGUACCGGGAAAAGACUGAAAAUGACUGCGAACGUAACGUGGACUUUGCCAUCCGUCUUCCACGAUUCCUCUCAGUUUCAGUACUGCACACUUCUGCAGAUGCCUUUGGGGAGAACGGGGUAACGUAUGACUUCACGAAUAAGCCAUCACAGGAGAGGGGGAAACUAAGUUUGCAUUUAAAAUGUUUUUCAGGGUGCUUUAUCGAUUGCUAUUUUUUUUAAAAUGUUUGUAUGCAUAUUUGUUUUUGAUAAAAGUAACUGUCUUUAUGGAUCAUCGUUUUUUUUCCCCCCGCUUCUCUUAAAAUGUAGCCUAUGCAAGUGCUUGAGCAAGAGAAGUUUAAAUAAUGUUUAUUUAUUGGACUAAGGUACGUUGAACGAAGUGCAAUUAGCCUCACAGACAGCACAGGAAUCUAAAUGAACGUUUAGACAAAAUUGGCGUUGGUCUGAUGCUGGAUUCUAUAGCAUUGACAGUUGAGCUGCCCAGUUCCAAAUGUUGCACAAUGAAAUUGAAUGUAUCUUAUUAAAUUGUUUGGUUGUUU